GCCAACUGUCAGUGAGACGCCAUGUUGGGGGCGGGGCUCCCGGCAUGCCCCGCGGAGCGGACAAUACGGCCCGGCCCACCGCUGGCCCCGCCCACCGCCCUGCAGUGCCGGGAGCCGGGGUCCGGGGCAUUUCCACGUCGCCUUUGAAUCCAUCUGGCUCUCAGACUGACCUCCCGCUCCCCUUCUUGCCCUAGCCAUUUGGGGGCGCCCUGGGUCUGCAGUCCACCUGGGGAAGAGGCUUCCGACUCAGAAGGUUUUUGGUGCCGCCGUCAUGGUUCGUACUCUCAACUGCAUCGCCGCUGUGUCCCAGAACAUGGGCAUCGGCAAGAACGGAGACCUGCCUUGGCCCCCGCUCAGGAAUGAAUUCAAGUAUUUCCAAAGAAUGACCACAACCUCUUCAGCAAAAGGUAAACAGAAUUUGGUGAUUAUGGGUAGGAAGACCUGGUUCUCCAUUCCCAAGAAGAAUCAGCCUUUAAAGGACAGGAUUAAUUUAGUUCUCAGUAGAGAACUCAAGGAACCUCCAAAAGGAGCUCAUUUUCUUGCCAAAAGUCUGGAUGAUGCCUUAAAACUUAUUGAGGAACCAGAAUUAAAAAAUAAAGUGGAUAUGGUUUGGAUAGUAGGAGGCAGUUCCGUUUAUAAGGAAGCCAUGAACAAGCCCUGCCGUCAACGACUCUUUGUGACAAGGAUCAUGCAGGAAUUUGAAAGUGAUACAUUUUUCCCAGAAAUUGAUUUGGAGAAAUAUAAACUUCUCCCAGAGUACCCAGGUGUUCUUUCUGAUGUCCAGGAGGAAAAAGGCAUUAAGUACAAAUUUGAAGUAUAUGAAAAGAAUGAGUAAUGUGAAGGUGUUGACUGAUUCAUUUCAAGUUGUUCCCCAUCCCCUCCAAACAAUUAUGUAUUUAACAUUAGAGAAAGAUAUUUCUGUUACUUAGAUCUGUGGAUAAUUAUUUCUAAGCAAUGUAUUUCUAUUAAUUAGUUUUAAUCUCAACCACAACAUUUGUGAAACAUCUGUUGUUGUAACUGUCUGAAUCCUCAAGAAAUUCUGAGGAUUAGGUCCCUAGCACCUGGCUACAGUCAUAUAUGCCAAGAAACCACAAUGGGAGAAUCCCCUGGUAACAUUAGUUACCUAUAAAGAAAGGAGCUGGCCAAAUUUGUCCAAAUGUCAGAAAUGGAUUGUAAACAGAAGAAUUAGAACUUAGAUACUAAAAGAGAAGUAGAUCAAUCAAAACAGGGACCAGAAUUACUCUAUACAUAUCACACUUCUGAAAAAAGUUCUGUUCACUCAGAUUCACUAAGUUGAGAACUACAGUAUAUCCCAUAGGGAUAGUAAGAAAGCAGGUAGGAGACUACUUUUUUGAUGAUUAAAAGAAAAGGCCUGAGACCUUUAAAAACUCUAUUUGUAAUCUUGGGUGAGAUGCCAUGGGAUGUUACACUGAUUGAAUAAGAAUAGGCUGCUCUUCACACACAAAAGGUAAUCUAAUAACAAGCAUAUGGCUAAAAUUAAAAGUUAAAAGAAACCAAAAUUAGUAAGUUAGAAAAUAAAUUUCACAUAAUUAAAAAAUUAAAACUUGUUUUAUCCCUCAUGUUAAUAUUUGGAUUUUUAGGUAUCCAAAGAAAUAGCAUUU
This is a messenger RNA of Myotis myotis, 1622 nucleotides long. RefSeq names its product dihydrofolate reductase-like. Gene Ontology annotation, biological process: tetrahydrofolate biosynthetic process; glycine biosynthetic process; folic acid metabolic process. The record is from RefSeq and is a predicted model, not a curated record. Gene Ontology annotation, cellular component: mitochondrion. Gene Ontology annotation, molecular function: NADP binding; dihydrofolate reductase activity. NCBI's taxonomy places the organism in Eukaryota, Metazoa, Chordata, Mammalia, Chiroptera, Vespertilionidae. The transcript is spliced from 2 exons. The coding region runs from base 272 to 835 and encodes 187 amino acids.